Messenger RNA from Fusarium coffeatum, 1149 nucleotides. RefSeq lists its product as uncharacterized. The transcript is spliced from 2 exons. The coding region runs from base 1 to 1149 and encodes 382 amino acids. The record is from RefSeq and is a predicted model, not a curated record. Lineage: Eukaryota; Fungi; Ascomycota; Sordariomycetes; Hypocreales; Nectriaceae.
AUGACCAAGGUUUUACGGGUGGACGAUAAGGAAGAAUGCGGCACUGACAGGAAACACUACGAUUGCAGAGACUCCGACUUCAAAUUCGUCGGCUGCUGUUCCCACAAUCCAUGUAUCAAACCUCGUGGCUGGCGCGACGAUCCCGUCACCUCAGACCUGAGCUCUUGGCCAACUAGCGACAUGUCUGAUACCGAAACUAAUUCGUUCGAGGACAUUCCCACUGGAAACAUUGUUUCGCUAGCUGACGGAGUUGUCAGUGAAGUUCCCGAAACAUCAUUUAGUCGAAGAAAGUUCAGUGCUUCACUCACCAUGUCCGACGACGAGGAAACUUCUUCGCCUGAUAGGCACACAGCACCUUCCACUACUAAGACCGACUCAGGGAUCACCCAUACGGUUUCAAACCCCAAUAAGGUCACAAUUACCAACAGGAGGACUACCUUUAUCAGCCAGGCACCUUCAACACCGACCGGCUUCAUGACUUCCGUGACCUCAGCUGGCACAGAUCAAUUUCCAUUUCCAACUGGAUCCUUUGAUGGCACAGCUACCUCAUUGCCUACUGAGACGAGCACAUCAGGUACUUCUCUCGAUGAUAACAACAAUGCAGGAUCGCCCUCGAUUGGUCUUGUUGUCGGUGCAGCAAUAGGCGGCAUUGCUUUCUUGGCCCUCAUCAUCGGUGCAGUGGUUUGCAUACGCCGUCGAAAGGCCAAACAGAUGGAGUUCCCCAAUACCCCUUACUACCUGGAAGAAAAGGCGGAUAAGAGCCUACUCAGCAGGAUGCUGUCACGCAAGAGCACUCGUAGAAGUGAAGAUCCAUUUGCACCAUUUGGAGGCCGUAUCGACAGAGUAGACAACCACCUCCGGCCCCCCAGUGGCACUUUUGAGAUGGAUGGCGCUGACAAUGUUGUGCAUGAGCUUCCUGCAGUCACUUUCAGCGACGCCAGAGAAAAGGAGUCUCAGCCAGAUCAUGGUGCAGCUGCCGUUUCUGGAUAUUCUGCUCAGACUGCAUAUCCUACAGCAAAUGGGAGCUGCAUAGAUCCCCGUGCCAAUCUCAACGCUACGUUGGAGGACCGCCAGCAAAAGCAAUUUGUCAAUCACUGGAACCAAUAUCGAACUCUCGGUGAAAACAUGAAUCAACAGCAACCAGGAUGA